Molecule: messenger RNA, 666 nt
Organism: Peronospora farinosa
Lineage: Eukaryota; Oomycota; Peronosporomycetes; Peronosporales; Peronosporaceae
Source: the annotation of a GenBank genome assembly
AUGCUCUUGCGCCAAAGUUUCUCGACUGUGUCGGCAGGACGUCGUGUGUUAUGUUCGCUGCAGGAGUUGCAAGCCCUUCAAGGUAAAGGACUCAAGUUUCCUAUACACUCUCCAAAACCGAAACAAGCGAUGCAAACAUCUGACGUAAAGACGACAUCAAAGCCUCGUCAGCGUCGAGAAUUACUGACAACUGGUUUCGUGUUUUUCAAUGAGAAGACACAACAGCCCCGCGCCUUCAUCAAUAGGUGUCCACACGCACUAUUGGAGCUGGACUUUGACGACAGCGAUUUCUUCUGCGAAGGCUUUAUCCACUGCAAAGCUCAUGCUGCAUUCUUUGAUCCAGAUACAGGAAUCUGUCUGCAAGGUCCUAUUUCGUCGCGAAAAGCUUUGAGGGGUCUCGAGGAACUUCGAGUGGUAAUUGAUGGCAAGGAUAUCGUGCUACUGGCAGAGCAAGCCUAUAAGUGCAUUUCGUCUGUGCCACGUUAUGACAACCGAGAACAAUUGGAAGCUUACAAACGCGAUAAACAACAAGAACUUGCAGAGGCUCUUUCAAACCGGUCGGACGUGUCAGAGGUGGAAGAAAUGCAGCAAAGAUUGCAUGAGAAGACCAUGGCACGGCUAAAGCAAUACGAACAGAUCGACGGAGCUGCUCGUCACAUGAAAUGA